GACAACUUUCGUCAUAGUCUCUGUUGUUCAUCCAGAAGCCCAGCUUAGAGAGUCCUCCAACUCUGGCUACUACUUUUCUUAUCGCCCCCACCCUUCCAGCUCCACGAUGGUCCUGUGCAUCCCUGUGAGCCCCUGGGUAGCAGCUUUGAUGGUGUUGCUGAGCAGAGGGAUCCAGGGAGGGGCCCCUCCAGACAACCACCUGCUGCGCGCACUGCACGAGUGCUACGCGGAGGACAACAGGACUCAGCGCUACGUCAUGAGAUGUAUCUUGGACCGUGAGGAGUUCAUGCGCUUCGACAGCACGGUGGGCGAGUUCCGGGCGCUCACCGCUAUGGGGCGGCCGUGGGCCGAGUCCUGGAACAGCCAGAAGGAGUACAUGGAGCGACGGAGGGCCGAGGUGGACACGGUGUGCCGACACAACUACGAGCUGAACCAGGGCUUCACCGUGAAACGCCGAGUCCAGCCUAAGGUGCAUGUGUCACCCUCCAAGAAGGUGGCCCUGCAGCACCAUGGCCUGCUGGUCUGCCACGCAACAGAUUUUUACCCGGGCAACAUUCAAGUCCGCUGGUUCCGGAAUGGCCAGGAAGAAACUGCUGGGGUGGUGUCCACCAACCUGAUCCGAAAUGGGGACUGGACCUUCCAGAUUCUGGUCAUGCUGGAGAUGACCCCACAGGGUGGAGACGUCUACACCUGCCACGUGGAGCACCCCAGCCUGCAGAGCCCCAUCACCGUGGAGUGGAAGGUCCGGUCUGACUCUGCCAGAAACAAGAUGCUGACGGGAGUGUGUGGCCUGGUUCUUGGACUCAUCUUCCUGGCGGUGGGCACCACCAUGCACCUGAGGUGCAAGAAGGCUCAGCUGAGAGCUCCAGGAUCUCCAUGAGCAGGUUCUGCCUGCCGUGGUGUCCACCAGCUCCUAGCAGUCCAUGAACUAUGAACCAUCAACAGAGGCUGGAGAGAGUCUGCUCAGCAGUUAUGCACUUGCUAGAAUUCCAGAGGACCCUGGCCCAGGUCCCAGCAUCCGUGUCUGACGGCUUUCAACUGCCUGUAAGUCCAGCUGCAAGGCAUUGUAAAUGCUCUUCCGUCUUCCAUGAGCACGCACACGCACACAUAAAUACAAAUAGGAAUAAAUCCAUCAAAGGGUAAAUCUUC
This is a messenger RNA of Cricetulus griseus (Chinese hamster), 1149 nucleotides long. The record is from RefSeq and is a predicted model, not a curated record. NCBI's taxonomy places the organism in Eukaryota, Metazoa, Chordata, Mammalia, Rodentia, Cricetidae.